This is a messenger RNA of Leishmania braziliensis MHOM/BR/75/M2904, 4317 nucleotides long. RefSeq names its product putative basal body component. The record is from RefSeq and is a predicted model, not a curated record. The transcript has a single exon. The coding region runs from base 1 to 4317 and encodes 1438 amino acids. NCBI's taxonomy places the organism in Eukaryota, Euglenozoa, Kinetoplastea, Trypanosomatida, Trypanosomatidae.
AUGGUGUCCGAUGGGGCACCAAAAAGUGGGCCAGUGCCGAGUGACCACGUUGACCAGCUCCUGGAGGAGUACCUGCGGGUCAUCAACAGCAAGGAUGAUCAGCUGCACCGUCUUCUCCGACAGCUGCAAGAUCAAGAGGUGGCUGCUGGGCAAAGGGAGAAAGACAACGCUGCGAAGCAGCGACAGCUCUCGGAGCAGCUGCAGAGUAAGAACAGAAAACUGAAGGAGGCGCAGGCACAGGCCGCGCGUGAUGAGGAAGCGGUUCGCAAACUCGUGCUAAACUCGGAGGUCCUCAAGAAGCAGCUGCAAGAGAGCGAGGAACGCGCCGAGGAUCAGGCGGCGGCGGCAGCUAAAGCCGCAGCAAAGGCUCGCCGGCUGGAGUGCGAAUUGUCCGACGCUCAGGUCACCCAUGCGGCGCUGCAGGCCCAAAAAACGAAAUCUGAGGAAGGGUGGGCGGCAGCCCAGCUGCAGGUGGAGGCGCAAAACGUUGCUGUCGCCAGCCUCAAGAGCGAGUUAGAGAUGGCUACGCAGACGCUGAGUGAAACUCGGUCACACGCACAACAGCUGCAGGCCCGCAUUCAAGAGAUGAUGCCGAUUCACGAGCACACAUCGGCGGUCGCCGCACUCGAGGCAAAGUCGACUAGCGAGCGUGCACAGCGCAAUGAGGACAUGAAGAAACUGCAAGAUGACCUCUCUAGCAGAGAGAAAGAUCACCGCACGACGCAGGAAGCUCUUCGCAAAGCGCAGCAAGACGUGGAAGAGAUGGCGGCUUCACUACAGACCACCACGAAAGCACUUGACACCGCAAAGCACCAGCUCGAGACCGCGGACUUGACGAGGCAGCAGACGGAGAAAGAGCUGCGCGAAGAGAUGUCGCGGUGUCGGCGAGCACACCUAGAGUCUGCUGAGCGCAUUGGCGAGCUGGAGCGGUCUUUGGCACGGUCGCAGGAAGCGCUCCAGCGCACGACGACGGAGCUGCAGGCAACCUGCGCUCAACACGAGCGCUACAAGGCAGUAGCCGAAAAGGCACACGAGGGGGUACAGGCGCAAAACCACGCACUGCAGGAGCAGCUGCGGCAAUAUCAGGACGAGGCGGACCGCGCACGUCGUCUGCUCGAGGCACGAGAGCGGAUGAUCAGCGACAGCGCUGACGCACUAACCCGCGCUCGCGAGGAUGCCACCCGUUCACAAGCGGAGCUUCGUGAGAAGCUGGCCACCGUCACGGCAACCGCGGCUUUGCGAGCUGAAGAGUGUGACCGUCUGCAGCACCAAUUGAACCGCGUGCAGUCGGAGCUGGCAGGUGCGCAGCGGCGCACCACUGCCGACGAGCAUAGUCUAUCGCAGAAACUGGAGGAGCUGCAGACCGGCGUGCAGCGUCUGCAAGUGCAGCUCCGAGACAAGGAGGAAGAGACGCGCCGUGCUGAGCUCGUCCACGGAAAGGAGCUGCAGAAAGUUCAGCACGACCAUGCAUUCGCUGUCGAAGACAUGCGGCGUCGACACGAAAACGAGGUGCAGGACUUGCGCACUCGGCUUGAGCUCGCGCGCGCGGAGCUAAGCGAGAAGGCAGGCGGAUCGAAGGGGUUGGAGAAGGAACUCUACCACGUCGCGGAGGCCCGACAGGAGAUGAGGAGCGAGAUGAAUCGCCUACAAAACACUAUCGAGGCAAAGGAAACGGUCAUUCAAAGCCUACGACGGGAGGUCGACAGGCAGCAGACAGAGGCUGCGCAGCUUACGCAACGCUUAGCCGCGCACGAGAGGAACGAGGGGGUCCUGCGGCAGCGCAUCGAGGAGGCAGAGCGGGCUCGGCUGGACCUCAAGGCGGCAAGAGAAAGAGCUGAGGAGAGCGUGGUGGCCAUUCGGAGAACGGCGGAGACGAGCACCGCCGCCCUUGCUGGAGUGGAGGCGCAGCUGAGCGAAAAAGACCGCAUCAUCACCGCUCUCCGUCUGGAGGUGACGGAGUGCGUGGAGGCCAAGCAAGUCACCUUCAAGGAGGUAUUGCAAGAGAGGUCGCACCGCGACAAGUUAGAACUCUCCUUGACGGCAGCGGAGGAGCGGGUUAAUAAGGCUGAGAUAGAACUGCGUGUCGCCUUGCAGCAACAGGAGCAACUGCAGCGCUGCAUCGACGAGAGGUCAAAGGAGGUGCGACGCCUAAAGGAGGAAGCGGAGCAGCGCGAUGCCGAGUGCUCGCGCCUUGCGCGCCAUGCCGAGGACGUGGAGUCACUUGCCAAGAGCACUGCUGAGGAGCUGCGCCAGACGAUCCACGAGCGUGACGACACUAUUCAGCGCCUCCGAAGCGAGCAGGCGACGGUACUUCCGCAUCUAAACGAAGAGAGGGGCAAGAACCUUGUUCUGCUGGAAAAGCUGCAGCAUCAACAGGAGCUUAGCCGCAUGCACCUGGACAACGCCCAGCAGCGCAUCAGCAGUCUGGAAGAGGCCGUUGAGGCGCGAGUGGCGGAGGUGGCCGCGCUUCAAGACAACAAGGCACGCGCCGAGGAGCAGCUGCUGGAGGUCCAAGCACAAGUGACCACGCUCACGGACACCCUCGAUAGUCGGGAGCACAAGUAUCAGCAGCGUAAAGAAGAGGUUCAGAAGGCGCUGCAGCAGGUGGAGGAAGUCAAGGCAGCUACAGUGAUGACGCUUCAGCGCGCGGAGGACCAGACGGCCGCCGCCAGCGCGAUUCGAGAGAAGUACAAGAAGGAAAAGGCAAAGAUGGAGUUGCUCCUGGAGCGCAUGGAGGAGCGUUUGCGUGCGUCGGCGAAGCGCGAGAAAGAGGAUCGCCAGCGAAGUGUCGACCUGACUGAGAAGCUCACAGAGACAGAGGAAGCGCUGCGACGAGCGCAGGACACGCUUGACUCACGCAUCAGCGAAGUGAAGACGCGCUACGAGGAGAUGUGUCGCCAACAGGCGGAGUCGUUCCGCGACGUCACGAAGGAUGCCAUGGCUGCCGAGAAGCUUGCGACCUCUUUGCAAGUACAACUGCACGAGGCGCAGCGCAGAGCAGCGUCUAUAGAGGGCAGCUACCGUGAGCUGCAGCGCCACCUUGCAGCAUCCCAGGCGCUAGUGCUUGAGGGAUAUGCGGAAGAGGCGAUAGACAUGAAGCGAGUGUGCAUCGACCUUGUUUUGCGGGCGCACCGCGGCACUGUGUCCCGCGCCACAAGUGUUACCAAGGACAGCUGGUCUGCCGCCCAGAAGACGGCCGCCGAGCUCUGCGAGGGCGCGAGGGACACGGAGCGACAGCUGGUUCGCCUUCAGCUGGAGCACAAGACGGUGCUUCGAGCCGUCGAGGAAGCCCACCAGCGCCGGCUGGAGGCUGCCGCUGCGGAACACCACGAGGCGGUUGCGCGUGUUCAGGGGGAACUGGCUGAGGCAGAACGGUGCGUUCUUGGCCUUAAAGAGGCGGCGCGACGCACCAACGACGACCGAGACCAGCGCAUGCACGCCUUGAAGGAGUCUCUGGAGCGCGUGACAGCACUGCUGGAGAUGGAAAAGCGCCAGACUGCCUCCCUGCGUGAGAGGAUAGCUGCUGAUGAGGCAAAGCGCAGCAAUGAUGCGAGUGCUGCCGAGGAUGAGCGUCGGUGUUUGCAACACAGUUUCGACAAGCUGAAGCGUCAGCUGGAUGAUCGAGUUGUGGAGCAGAAACACAACGAGGACGAGCUUCGGGAGCUGCGCGCGGAAGUGGCGGCGCUGCAACGCGUGCUGGGCGAAAAAAGGCGCGAGGUAAAGCAAGAGGCAGAUCGGGUCACUAAAGAGCACGAGCGCCUGGUGGCCGCUGUUGCGGCCCGCGAAGCCGCGGAGCUGCGGUGCGGUGAGAUGGACAAGCAGAUAAACUUUCUGCGCGGACAGCUCGAGACGGCGCGGCUGAGCCACGAGCGUGUCGCUAACGACCAUCAGGCAGCCCAGCGGACUCGGGACAUGCGACUCGACGCAGCGCAAGCAGAGUUAGCCACUGCCGUUGCGGAGAGGCGCAGGUGCCAGCGCGAGGUAGAGAGCCUCGAGCAGCGAGUGAGGGAGCUGACGAAAGAGGUGCAAGCUCUGCGUCGACAGGAGGCCGACAUCCUGGGGCAACUCCAGGCAUACAAGGCGGAGACCUCAGCUCUGCGUGAGCGGUGCGCGAACGUGGAGUCGCUCAAGAACAUUAGCGAGGCCUCCCUCGCCGAAACGCAAGCGCGCGAGCGCGACUUGAUGGACAAGCUCGAGGAGCUGCGUAAUGCUCAGCAACUCAUGCAGCUGUGCUUUGACAAGCAGCAAGAGCAGCUGGAAGUGGGCCGUCGCCUCCGCCAGCAAGAUGCACUGCAGCCGUCACGGUUCUCCUCGUAG